Messenger RNA from Saccostrea cuccullata (small rock oyster), 3362 nucleotides. RefSeq lists its product as uncharacterized. Lineage: Eukaryota; Metazoa; Mollusca; Bivalvia; Ostreida; Ostreidae. The transcript is spliced from 2 exons. The record is from RefSeq and is a predicted model, not a curated record. Bases 301 to 3162 code for a protein of 953 amino acids.
UUGUGCUAUCGGUAAUAACAAGUCACUUCCUUUUUUUGUGUACACAAAGCUCGACUCCCCCUAAACCACGGUUAUAAUCACUAACUCUGUUAAUUGGAGUAGAUUUUUUAACACAGUUAACCUAUCCUUGCUAAGCAGUGGAAUAAUUUCCUGUUCUAAAAAUACACUUCCGGAAAAUCCCAGCUUGAGUGGUCAAAGUACAGGUCUUUCCCCCAAUUUUUUCUUGUGAAAUCUGAAAUCUACAGACUUAUUCCUGGCAGUAUUAAUAGAAAAGUAAAGCUGUUCCCCUCAAUCAUUAUAAUGAAGGCAGAGGAUGAAAAUGGUGUUAAGAAGAAAACUACCAUGACUACCAGCGUUUCGGAGAAGUGUGAUGAAAAUGAAGAAGAACAGGAACCAGUCCAUACCAUUAUGGACAGUAAGGAGCAAGGACAUUCUAAGGGACCCACUCCUGAUGGCAUGGGAUCAAAGUCAAGGGAUCAAGCUGUACACACUAAAGCUGACAGCACGGAGCAAGGACAUUCUAAGGGAUCGACUCCUGAUGGGAAGGGAUCGCAGUCAAGGGAUCAAGCUGUACACACCAAAACUGACAGCUCGGGACAAGAACAUUCUAAGGGAUUCACUCCUGAUAGCAAGGGAUCACAGUCAAGGGAUCAAGCUGUACACACCAAAACUGACAGCACGGAGCAAGGACAUUCUAAGGAAUCUACUCAAGAUGAUAAGGGAUCACAGACAAGGGAUCAAGCUAAGGAAGAUACGAGUACACAGCAAGUCAAGGACACGAUCAAAGAAAGAAGCCUUACAAUGAACAAUGUGAAAUGCUUAGAGAAAGAAAGCAAAUCUUCAUUAAAAUGUGAUAAAAAAAUCGAGUCUACCCAAUCUGGGACGAAAGCUCCUAUUACACAAGGAAACAGAAAGAAACUGAUAAAUGGAGGUUCUCACGUUACUGCAGAAAAAAAUAGCAAAUCAGAAAGUGGUCGUAAUCAUUCAAACUCGCAAAAGGAAAAGACCUGUGAUCCAAAUACUCAGAAAAUGUGCAAACCUUGCUCAGAUUCUGACAUUGAUUCAAUCCAAAGUUUGAAAAGUAAAAUCGACUCUGCAAAGGCAAGUGGAAAAAGUAUUAAUGCUCUGCUGUACGAGAUAGACAAAGACAGUGAGCCCACAGACAACAAGGAGGAAAAUAAAGUCUCCAGCAUAGAAUACACACAGGUUUCAUUCAGUGUACAAGGUGAUGAACUCAGCCUCAAGCUAGAAGAGCUGACAGUUUCUGAUGGGAGGGUGAAUAACAAACAGGUCAGUGAAAAUGACCUUAAAACAGAGGUCAUUUCUGACCCUGGUGAAGAUACUAGCUAUCUAGCUACUAAAGGACCAAUGUCACACCCAAAACACACCCAAGUGUACGAGCCUUACCCUCGACCCAAUCAGACCUAUCAACAAAUACCCCAACUAGUGCCUAAUGAAGGGGACUUCUUUGAGGCCGAAUUUCAAGUUGACAAAUUUUAUGAUGAAGAUGAUUUGCUCAAGGCCCUCAAUGAAAUAGCUCCGGAGACAAAUUUAAACACAAGUCCAGAACAUUUUCCUGAACCUGUUGAGCUCCUUCCCUGUGAAGAAACCAUGCCAUUGCCAAAUCCUUGCCCCAUGGGAGUAAAUAAUCCACAUUACUUGAUUCCAGUCCAGGGUGUAACUUCACCUCAGAACUCAAGAUCUACAAUACAAACUUCCCACCAGUCUGUAGAAUUUGGUUUCAUGCCUUGUCCUGACCCUCAACAGAGGUCAACUAGUGCAGACACUAUCAAACAGACACCAUCCAUGUCAGUUUCAUAUGAGCCCCGUCCAAACUCCUAUCCCUCCAUGCAUAUUAAGGAAAGCCUAGAAGACCUGUUCAACGAUGCCAGUGACAUCAUUGUCAAUGAUCUACGCCAAUCUAACCAGCAAAAAUCUGCUCAGAAAACUAAUGCAAACUAUCCUGCACAAUUAUCAGGUGAGAACCCAAUGCAUCACGUAAAGUUAAAUCAACCUGCACAUCCAUUUUCUAAUCUACCAGUUUCAAGAUCUCAACCAUCACAAAACCAAGGAAUGGUUCAACAAGAUGCACUUAGAAAUCAAAAUCCCACUCGAGUAAUAGCAGCUAAACCCCAAAACGUCCUCCAAAGUCCUGCAAAAGCAUUUCAACCAAAAAGACAGAGUCCAUCUCAAAGAGCCAGUAAUGGUAAUCUGCCACAUAUUCUGCAAGAAAUUGCUGACAAGAAAAUGCCAGUCUCAAAGACAUCACCACCAGUACAAACCUCUGUGAUGGGAAAUAAUUAUUCUGGUGCACAAAUUCAAUUCCAACAAUCCAGUCAAAUGGAAACACAGUUUAUCAGCCAUCAUUCACCAGGAGUUCAUCCAACUCAACCACAAAUUCAUCCAUCUCAUCCACAAAUUCAUCCAGCUCAGCCACAACUUCAUCCAGCUCAGCCACAAGCUCAUCGUAAUCGGCAGCAAGCUCAUCCACAAAUUCAUCCAGCUCAACCACAAGUCUGUGAUUAUCAGAACCCUGUUCUUGUCCCAAGACAAACACUGAAAGCAUCCCCUGGUGGAGAGUGCAUGAAUGGCAUAAGGCCACGCACCACAAACUCAAAUCACAGAGGAGCAAACCCACAACACAUGAUUGAGCUUACCAAAUCUAACCCAAAUCCACGUCCCCAAAUGGUGAGACCAAACAAUAACCAAUCCUGUACAGUGGUUCAAGGAAAAGAUUACUCUACUUCCCAAAACAUGGGGAAUUCCUCUCUUCCACAUAGCUACAGUCCCUAUCCUUCAGCUUUUCCAACCAUGGCAAGUCAACAAAUGGCACCCUGUGUCACAUCCCAACCAAUGAGUAAUGGACAAGGAAUGACACAGCAACCUGUAUCAUUGGGAACCAACCCUUUCAUACAACAUUUCCCCAAUGGUCAAAACAUGCAGAGCCAUCCCUAUCCUUUCCAAGAUGGAUUACAUAUGCCUAUGUCUGAAAACUUAAACAAUUCUGCUCAGUGUAUUCAAGGUAUGCCACCUCAAAAUGGACAGUGUAUGCAACAGCCUGUUCAAGUAAUCAUCUACCAUUCUUCCCCAAUUGACAAUUCCAAGCCACGGUUCAGGAAAAUCCUUCCUAAGCCUCCGGCCUCUGCUGAAAGUGGGAAAUGAUGGAAUAAUUGUUUCUGGGUUCAAUAUAUAGAAAUGGAACAUUCCUGUAAUUGGAACUUACUUGAAUUGUUGUAAAAUGUUUUUCAGUUGUCAUGAAUUUUUUUUCAAAAUAUGCCAUGAUUAGUUAACAAAGCAAAACCAAAUAUAUGUAAUCUUGUUACACUUGUAAAUAUGUAAAUAAAAAUGUAUUUGAUUGUCAA